Messenger RNA from Schistosoma turkestanicum, 6020 nucleotides. Lineage: Eukaryota; Metazoa; Platyhelminthes; Trematoda; Strigeidida; Schistosomatidae. The record is from the annotation of a GenBank genome assembly.
GAACUCCAGCACCAUAUUUUGAAGGAGAUCGUCUGCUUCCCAUUAUGAGCAGUAUCCGAUCGAUCUCUUUCACAGCUGCAAAAUUGCUAUGGGACCCAGAACUGAAUCCAUCCUGUCGAACUCCUUUAUAUCGAGUUGAUGGUAUAGUCGAGGGGCAAAAUGAACCAGACUCAGACCCAGUGGUUGAUCCUAGGCGCCCCUUGCAUUUUAGAAAUUUUUGCAAGAAAGCGGUCGUUGAUCUACCGAUCCCGAGUUUCAAGAUUGAUGUAUACUACGUGGGUGAAAAACCAGAAAAAGAGGUCACUUUUUCAAACCUUAACGAUAACAUCACAUUCAAGAACUUAGAAGACAUGUGUCGGCAAUUUGGGACGAUUAUAGAAGCGAAAAUAUACUAUCAUCCAAAAUCACAAUGCCACCUUGGCAUUGGAACAGUUGUAUUUACAUCUUCUAAAAGUGCAAGAGCUUGUGUAGAACACCUUAACCAGACAUCAAAGAUGGGGAAUAUAAUGACUGUACAGGUGGACCCUUUCGGUAAGAUCAGGGUUCGGUUGAUUGCGGAACAAAUGGCUGACCUACUACCUUCGAACCCUAGUGAUUCAUUCCUGUUUCCAGAAAAAUCUUUUGCUAAUCAGACACAAAGCCACGUGCCUCCUGAUUUUUCAUCGCAAGGUUUCAAUUGUGAAGCUAGUUUACAUAAUCCCAUUUUACGUCAAUCACAAACGUGCUCAAAUCUCGGGGAUAACAAAGUUAUUGAAACUUUACCGCAGCCUCAUUGCAUGACGACGUUCAAAUCUCAUCUUUUUUCCAAAGCAUCUGAUAAACAAGAAUCAGACUUGAAAAUAAAUUUGCAUUCUGACAAGUUGGCAUGUUCUCUAAAUAACAAUGAUAUUUCAGAAACAUCCUUUGUUGCGACCCAUCGGAAUCGAAAAAGUUUAUUGAAUUCAGAAAUCGGAAAAAAUACUCCAGGUUCCAUAGAAGAUCAACAUAUACCGGGACUUGAAACUAGUGCAAGUGUUUAUAAAAAGCUUUCAAGCCAACAAGAAGACUCAAAACUCCGUGACUCCCAAUAUUGCGAAGAGUCCCUUGAAGCUCGCAUACAAAAAUUGCUGAAACUGAAUUGCGUAAAACCAGCUCCUGAGUUAAAGGAUGCUCAAAAUAUCCCAGUGGUUUCAGAUCAUAAUCCUAAAGUCACUGGCAAUCUUCCGGUUUCUUUUGAAGCAUGUAUUUCGACCAAUGCACGUUUCAAGUCGGACGAUAUAAAACGGUUGGAACUCCCUCCGAAUCCAGUGAUUCAAAAAGGAAACACUCAUUCUGAUGCAUCGAAAAGUACACGAGUAGUAACGAGUCCUUCAUCCAGCCGACGCACGCUUUUACCUACUCCUGAUGGAUCAAGUGAGAAUGCCAAGACAUCUUUGUUCAACCUUCAUCGUCCACCUCUUUUAAAAACUCCUUAUAAAGCUGUGGAUGUCCAUGAAGUUAUAAAAAUCAUCGAUGACGUAUAUAUGGUUUUUGUGGACGAGUUACGUGGAAUAAUACACCGGGAUAUUACGCGGAAACUUGUUGAAGGUCAAGCAUUCAAAUUAUUUUCCGAUUGGUGGGAUUCGAAGGAACAAGACUGCAGACAAACUAAUGUCUGUAGUCAUCACAAUAUUAAAGAGGAGAGUGUGAGUAGUAAUAUUGUAGACCAUCCAAAUACAUCUCAUGACUCCACCGUUGCAUCACGUCAAAAUCAGAGUACUAGUGGGAACAUAUCCAAUCCCUCAUCUGCUCCUAUUCCAGUCUCUUCCAAUAUUCCUGUAUCAACUAUGUCUGACAAUAACUCCGUAUCUUCGAACUUCAAACUUUUUGGUUUGGGUAUGUUUACAACCUUACGAUCUGCUUUGCCAAAAAUUAAACGCAAACCUCGUCCACCCAGUCCCGAGCCACCACCUUCAAGCGAGGUGGCUUCCGCAUCAAAAAGUGAGUCUCAUACCGACUAUCAAAAUGGAAAAAAUGUAAAUUCUCAGGGUAAGACUGAAUUGAAGCUAAAGAAGUCUCCGGUUUGGAAAAAUAAUGAUUCCCGAAUACAAAAAGGAAGUGACACAUCAAGUUCCGAGGAGGAUAAUGGUGAAAUAAAUAUUCAUAGUAAAGUCCUCUCCGAAACUUCAGGUAGCGAAAGUUCCACGGAACAAUCAGAUCAAAUGACUAGUGAUCGUGUACGAAACCUUUGCAACCCAAAGAAACAUCAGGAUAGGUUUAGUGAUCAUCAGUUUCGAAAACGCUCUGUAACCUCCAAGUCAAAUGAAAAGUGUGAAUACCUUCGGUCAGAAUCUAAAUUCCUUUCUAAAUCAAGUCAUUCUCCUGAAAAUAUUCACACAAGCGAUUAUACUUCGUCAGAUAAUGAUAGUGAACUCAUUUCUCCUUCAAAAUCCUUUCAGCAUGUUCGGUCUCGUAGACGACAUGCGCGUGUUUCAGAUGUGUUUUCGAAAAGCGAUUCGAAAAGUCCUAUUGGGUCAAGUUUACCGUCUGACAGUGAAAGUUCAGAUCCAUCAACUGAACCACAAAAUAACCCCGAUGGAGCUCAAAGAUUCACAAAACCUUCAUCGGAUGAACUUUCUGAGAUUUCAGAUUGUAAAUCAGACUCUUCUAAUCGUGAUCGUUUAUCACCUGUAGAUAUUUCAAACCUUAAACCCACACAGAACAGAAAUUCUAACGAUUCAAAUUCUUCACCAAUUUCUUCUCAACCAGAGAAUGCAUUAGAUUCUGAAGAAAAUGAGGAAACAGCGGUAACUGUCGAUGAUAAAACCCACAAACCUGAAAAUGGUACUACCUUUCGGCUAUCACCUGUCUCCAAGCCUGGUGGUUGCCCUGUUCAAGAAGUUCAACGCAGAAGAGGUCGACCUCGAAAAGACAACCAAUUAUCACCUAAACAUUCGUCUCAUUUCAGUCCACAAAAGUUGUCUGGUUUUGGAGAUUCUUUAGUUUCUACAGAAUCUAGUUCUGAAGACGAUAUGCUCAAGAUGAAUGAUGUUAGAUCCUGCGAUUUCUCUACUUGUGAUCGUAUUCCUUCAAAAGUUAACCAAGUGAAUCAUCAAUCAAACACUGAUUGGUCUAUAUUACGUGCAUCUUUGGAACUCCAAUCUUCAGAUUAUACUACUAUCCCUUUAACGCACAACUCUCAAUUAUCUGGAGGUUCACGUAGAAAACAGAAUCUUGGUAACUUAUGCAGAAACAAUAUGAGCUUUUUGUCAACUAUCGAUCAAAAAAAUAAAUCAUCAUUUCCAGACACUGAUAUUCCUCAAAAAAUUGGUUUGAUUUCCGAUCAAAAACUUAACAAAUAUCCUCUGUACUAUUCUCCGGGAACCCCUGUCUCAUCACUGCAGCCAAAGGAUCGUGAAAACUUGAGGCUAUCUGAGAAUGAUAUCAAGUCAGAUAAUUUGGAUGGAGAAAGUACGGAUAGUGCUUCAGUAGAAUCUGUAGAUAUUGUAGAAACUGUGGAGUACAAAUAUAUGUGGCCUGAAUCUCUUCUUACUGAGCAUAAUUAUUUUCGUGUUCCUGAAAUUGGAUCUGUCAUUCAUUAUCGAUCUACUAGGAAAUUAACUAAACACAAUCUAAAGUCGAAGGAUGGUUUUGUUGACACUCACUUAUCUACAACGGAUAAUUUACGAAAACGCUCUUGGCCAAAUGACCCAAUGUAUGUUAGUGGUGACGUCAGUGAUGAUAAUUCCCAUGAUUCUCCGAAGUGGUUCAAGCUGUCGAAGCGUUCGAAUGUUUCGGAGUUACAGAAUGAAGAGGUUUCUGGGAGUUGUAAAGCUGAUUUGAAAUCUAAUAAUCUUUUGAGGGAGGAUAAUAAAAAACCGAAGUAUAUUGAAGCGAAAUCUGAAACACCGAAAGUUCGUGGGUCACGUGAACUAGCUAACCUUUUGGCGCCAGUACCUAAAUCUGAAAUUCGUCGUGUUAUGGAAGAAUCUCACGGUUCACUGAAAGAAGACAUUUACAAACGUAUGUCUGGGGGAAAAAAUCUCCCUCGAUCACAAUUACAUUUUCAACCAAGGUCGGCCUCUGAAGAAGAUUACAUACUGAGGAGUAUUCUUGUUCUUGGUAUGGAUACGGAAGAUAUUGGUUUUAUGUGUGAAGCCCAUCAAUUUCUGCUAAAUAAAUGCCAUUCACCACUAGAUAUCACUUCACAUGAAAAUUUAAAGGAAAAUGAUGUUUGCAUGAAUCCUAACGUCGAUCCUCGUGUUGUAAAUAUUAUAAACCUUUCGCAUUGGGUUGAGCAUCCACCUACACUUAUUGCUGAUCCCAUCACUGUGAAAACGUACAUUAACAAUAAUGGACACCUUGUUAAUUCACGCAGUUUAUGGUCAAGUCGACGGAAAUCUGAGCGUCGACGAUACCAAGACAAACUAUUGUGCUCUAAAAAUCCCACAUCCAAAUUGUCUUCUACUCACCGGAAAUCCUCCGCGCGAUCAUCGGAUUCAGAUGACCUUUGUUCCUCUUUAUCCGAUCAAUCACUAAAUUACCUUUCUGAUGAAAAACACAAAAGGGACUUAAACAACCAGUCAGUAUUUAAAAAGGCAUGUUCUCUCACUUACUCACCUGUAAAUACUUCACUUGGUCAUAAUCCAAAACGUUCGUAUCCUAAAUUCGAUAAUCAAAUAUUAGCGGUAGCGAACUAUGCUGCUUCCUUAAAUGAGAAUGUUGGUAUAGUUGGAGAUAGUGUUGAUAUUCACCUCGGUCCUGCAGCUUGUUUACCUCCAAUUCAUUCAUCAGGGUCGGCUCGAACACAAGGCUAUUACCGAAUGCCUACUGAAGAAAGAUUUAGGCGUCCUUGGUGCGUUGGUCGAAGUUUAAUUGGAGAAGACGGUCGUCGUCGCCCUAUUCCUUUAAUGCCUGCAACUGUACAAGCACAACUCGGAGGAGAUGCAGCAUUACAAGCCCUUGGUGAAAAUAUCGAAGAGCGUUUGACUGAACAAGCAUCUGAAGCCAAGAAAAAACAACUCACUCAAUUUCGAGAAGCUCGAUCUGUUCAACGUCGAUUGUUAGCUGAAUUUCAAGAUAUUGAAACAGGCGAUCUACUUAAAUUUAAUCAACUGAAGUUUCGUAAAAAGCAGCUUAUAUUUGCCAAAUCACCUAUACAUGCAUGGGGCCUUAUUGCUUUGGAGCCGAUAGCUGCCGAAGAAAUGGUAAUAGAAUAUGUUGGUCAUGUGGUUCGCAAGGGUGUCGCUGAACUGCGAGAACAUCAGUAUGAAGCCAAAGGAAUUGGUGGUUCUUAUCUUUUCCGGAUUGAUGAUGAUUUUGUGAUUGAUGCCACAAUGUGCGGCAACAAUGCUCGAUUUAUCAACCAUAGUUGUCAGCCUAAUUGCUAUGCCAAGAUAAUAAUGGUCGAAAGCAAAAAGAAAAUUGUUAUAUAUUCUAAAAGAGAUAUUAAUGUAAUGGAAGAAAUCACGUAUGACUACAAAUUUCCUUAUGAAGACGAGAAGAUACCAUGUCAAUGUGGAUCAUCAUCUUGCCGUGGAACACUUAAUUAGGAGACCUACUUAGACGUUUUUUGUGUCAGAGUCAGAAUAGAUGUAUAUAGAUUUGUAAGUAAUUAUUACUUUCUUUUCAAAAUCUUCUUGUUCUUUGAGGAUUAAUUAUCAUUUCUUUUUUUCUGUACAUACAUUCUUUUGUUAUUUUCUUAUGGUGUAUGAAUCUUGAUUGCACUAAUUUUUAGAAACAAUUUUCAUUUUUAAUUCCAAUUAAAUAUUCGUACCAGAUUUGUUUAUUGAAGAUCAAUUUCAUCCUUAACAUAUUAGGCAGCUCUAUGAGCCUUUGUUCUUUUUUUACUUAUUCCCCAUAAGGCUGUGUUUGUCUCUGAUACUAUGUACAAUGCAUCCUUUUCGUUCAUAAUGGAUGGGACUGAUAGUUUUAAUGAAGUCCCUUUAUGAUUUCAAUAAGUAACUAUCUGGAUCUUUUGCUAGGUGUGGAGCAUCAAAUCUGUUUGAAAAUCAUUCUUAGAUUAAAUCCGAUACUUUAUUCUAUUAACAUUUGCUUUCGAC